AUCUACAUCAGAUUUCGCAACAGGAGCAAGAAUGACGUGCCUGCUGUUUAUUACUUUGGCCCUGUAUGUUGCCUAUGCCGCUGGCCAGACAUGCAUUCAUGAAGGAGUGGAAUACAACCAAGGUGACAGGGUGCCAGUAGACAGCUGUAACACCUGUAUCUGCAGUGGACCUGGGAUUAUGUGCACCUUAAUGGCAUGUCCAGAACAUCAGCCUGGCUGCUACUUGGAUGGGACGUUCUACCAAACGGGAGAUUCUAUGCCUUCACCUGAUUGUAACAGAUGUUUCUGUGCUGGCACAGUUCGUGCGUGUACUAGGAUGGCGUGUCCAGAAAAUGUUGUCAUCUAGUCAAGACCUCAAGCCUACGUGGAUCCUGUUCAAGAUUUCAAGAAGUUUUUCUAACGCUGUUACUGGACAGAUAAUUAAAGAAAUAUAUCAAUGACAAAUCUUCAAUAUUAAACUUUGAAUUCCUGAAAUCGUA
Physella acuta is the source of this 479-nucleotide messenger RNA. RefSeq names its product cysteine-rich motor neuron 1 protein-like. Gene Ontology annotation, molecular function: peptidase inhibitor activity; protein binding. Lineage: Eukaryota; Metazoa; Mollusca; Gastropoda; Physidae. The record is from RefSeq and is a predicted model, not a curated record.